AUGUCUGCUCUUGACGGCUACGUUCAGGAACUCGAGAAGCUCGAUGGCAAGAUCUGCACCUAUGGCAAGGACUGGCUCCGCACAUGGGAUAUGAACGACGAAACAAUCAGAUCCACACUCAACUGCUCAUGGGCACUUGAGGAACUCAUCAAGAACAACGUUUCUUGCAAGAUUUUCAAGUCCGGCCUUGGCGCUUCCAUCUUCCGUGAUAACUCAACACGUACACGCUUCUCCUUCGCCUCUGCCACAUCAAUGCUCGGCCUUUCCCUUUCCGAUCUCGAUGAAGGCAAGUCCCAGAUCUCCCACGGUGAAACAGUUCGCGAAACAGCUACAAUGAUCUCAUUCUUCACAGAGGCCAUCGGUAUCCGUGAUGACCUUUACCUUGGCGCUGGCCACAAGUACAUGCUCGAAGUUGGCGAGUCCAUCACAGAAUCCGCUGAAAAGAAGGUUCUCUUCAAGCGCCCAUGCAUCAUCAACCUUCAGUGCGAUGAAGAUCACCCAACACAGGCUAUGGCUGAUCUUUCCCACCUCGUUAAGGUCUUCGGAUCCCUCGAGGCUCUCCGCGGCAAGAAGAUUGUCAUGUCCUGGGCUUAUUCUCCAUCAUAUGGCAAGCCACUUUCCGUCCCACAAGGCUUCAUCGCCCUUCUUUCCCGCUUCGGCACAAACCUUGUCCUCGCUCACCCAGAGGGCUACGAUCUCAUCCCAGAAAUCAUCGAAAUCACAAAGAAGAACGCUGAGAAGGCUGGCGGCUCAUUCGAAAUCUCACACAACAUGAGAGAGGCUUUCAAGGGCGCUGAUGUCGUCUAUCCAAAGUCCUGGGCUCCAAUGUGGAUUUCCGAGAAGCGUACACAGCAGCUUAAGAAGAAGGACUAUGAUGGCCUUAAGGCAACAGAGAAGGAAUGCCUCGAACUCAACAAGAAGUACAUCGACUGGCAAUGCGAUGACGAGAUGAUGGCUACAACAAAGGACGGCAAGGCCCUCUACAUGCACUGCCUUCCAGCAGAUAUCUCUGGACUCUCAUGCGAACGCGGUGAAAUCACAAACGAGUGCUUCCAGAAGAACCGCCUUGAUACAUACUUCGAGGCCUCCCACAAGCCAUUCAUAAUCGCUUCCAUGAUCAUGCACUGCAAGUGCAAGUCUGUUGCUGGUGCUAUCAAGGGCAUCAUUGCUCGCAAUGAGAAGAACCAGGAAUUCUAA
Molecule: messenger RNA, 1197 nt
Organism: Trichomonas vaginalis G3
Lineage: Eukaryota; Parabasalia; Trichomonadida; Trichomonadidae
Product: knotted carbamoyltransferase YgeW family
Exons: 1
Coding region: 1-1197 (398 amino acids)
Biological process (GO): L-citrulline biosynthetic process
Cellular component (GO): intracellular membrane-bounded organelle
Molecular function (GO): ornithine carbamoyltransferase activity; amino acid binding
Source: RefSeq, a predicted model, not a curated record